Naegleria lovaniensis is the source of this 2922-nucleotide messenger RNA. RefSeq lists its product as uncharacterized. Gene Ontology annotation, molecular function: sucrose:proton symporter activity. The transcript is spliced from 5 exons. Gene Ontology annotation, biological process: transmembrane transport. NCBI's taxonomy places the organism in Eukaryota, Heterolobosea, Eutetramitea, Acrasida, Naegleriidae. Gene Ontology annotation, cellular component: membrane. Bases 1 to 2922 code for a protein of 973 amino acids. The record is from RefSeq and is a predicted model, not a curated record.
AUGUCCUCUGAGCCCUCAACACACUCCACGAACCAAGAGUCGUCAACACAAGGAUCAAAGCCAGCCAAUGCCUCCUCCCCACGAUCCUUUGCAACCUCUAAACAAACAACAUCCACUCUCCAAAACGAAAUACUCACUCCAACACAGGUCCCUCCAAAUCCACCUCAACUCCACUUGAACCAUUACAAUAAUCAACAAGGAAAUUCCCCUAAUGCUUUCUUCGAGAGAUUUCACCAACAACAGCAACCGAGAGCACUUGAAAAAAACGCCCAAAAUUCCCAACACAAUCAACUCCUUUCGGAAGAGAAAUUUCAAUUUUCAAAAUUCGGGUCGUCAUCGGAAGCACAAGAAAAGGCUCCUCCAGACUCUGUCAAAGCGAUUGACACGCUAUCGUCAUCAUCAUUCAUUGAAACACCUCUACAAGAAUAUCAUCAUCCUCUCUCUGCACCAACUAGUAGUAGUAGUAACAACAACAGUAGCACCCGCGUCAAAUCUCCCAAUUUGGAAAAUUUCACAAACCAAGAGGUUUUUUCAAAACGAUCCCAUCUUGCUCAAUAUCAUCACGCAAAAAUUCAAAAAGUUCCUUCUGAGGAGCCUUUGAUUCUCGAUUCAACUUUGUUCUUGCAGAGUCGUUUGACAGACACCACAAAAUCAGGAGCCAAAAGUUUGAAAGACUUUUCCAGAACCUCAAAACGAUUUUCCCAUUCUCUUGGAAAAACAAAAUUUGAUAGUUACUUUGAUUUUAGACCAUUCAGUCGUCAUUCACGGAAGAAGGGUCAUCACGAACAGAGUCACAAGAAUCGACUGAAUCAGAGAAGUUCAAGUGAAACACAAAAUUUGGUGGAAUUUUCAAAUAGUGAAAAAGUAUCCUCCGCUCAACCAGAGGAAUUGGAAUCGACAAAUCAAAACAAUAACGAAAAUAUGGCAAAUGCAUUGACACCUCCCAAGAAGGCCUCAAAAUUUAGAGUGUUUUUGGCAACUGCAUGUUUUAGUGGAUUGCAAUUUGGUUGGGCACUUCAAAUUGCCUUAUUAACACCUUUUAUUUUAGAAUUGGGUCUUUCAAAAACACUCAUUACUUUGGUUUGGUUAUGCGGGCCUGUAACAGGUUUGAUUGUACAACCCAUUGUAGGAGUGCUAAGCGAUAAAUGUAAAAGUCCAUUGGGAAAGAGAAGACCGUUUCUCAUUGUUGGAACCAUCAUGGUAGCAUUAUCGUUAUUACUCAUUCCAAAUAGUUUAGAUUUAGGACAUUGGAUGGGAGACACAACCACUGAUCAUACUGUUGCCAUUGUGUUGGCGAUUAUUGGGUUUUGGAUUUUGGACGUUUCAAAUAAUACUUUACAAGGCCCAACACGAGCAUUGGUUGCUGACAUGGCCUCUCACAAAAAUCAAGCAUUCGGUAAUGCAACUUUAACAUUUUGGAGUGGUUUGGGAAAUAUUUUAGGCUAUUUGGCUGGAUUUGUUAAAUGGUCUUCGUACAUUACAGCUUUCAAAACAGAAGCUUGUUCAGAGGGAUGUCAAAAUUUAAAGAUUUGUUUUCUCAUUAGUAUUGGAUUUUUAUUAUUGACGUUUGUAGUUACUUUAUUUGCAGCACGUGAAGAGUCGACAUGGAAAAAGAAAUCUUCUGCGACAAUUAACAGUGCUAAAAACUCAGCAGAGGAUGUGAACAUGACGAUGGAAGGAGGAGUAUUAGAUUACUCAACAAGUUUGAGAGACCAUGAAGAAGAAGAAGAAACAAAAAUUGACUUCUUGGAAACAGAUCAUUUAUUAAUGAAACAAGACAGAUCCAUUAAUAGUGUAAGUGGAGAUGGAGAAGAAAAACCAGCAUCAUCAUCAAUCGUGACACGACAAGUCCUCUCAUCCAUGAGCAGUGGUCAAACCAAUUUUAGAAAAAGUCAAAGUGAACCCAUUCAACUUGGUGUGACCUCCUCUCCAACAACAAACUUGAUGGAAAAUUCAAGAGAAUUAUCGAAUCGUCAAGGUAAUGAAUAUUAUCAAUCUUCGUCAUUGAAACGUCACUUCAAUGACGAAAUUGACCAAGAAGAAAUGAAUCCAAGUCAACAAGAACCUCAAUCAUUCUCUCAAGAAGGUUCAAAUUCUCAAUCUCCACAAACCAUUCUAGUCGAUGCAACUCCCAUUCUCGAACACAAUCUUAUUAAGGAAAAACAAGAACAUACAAUAUUCCCACCUGAUGCGAGAAAUGUGUCUUUGAGUGGAAUGAAAUCUGCUCGACAAUUAGCUCAAUAUUUGAGGGCAGCGUUGCAUUUGCCAAAAGCUAUGUGGCGAGUUUGUUUGGUGAAUUUCUUUUCGUGGUUUGGAUGGUUUUGUUUUUUAGUGUAUAUUACCACAUGGGUUGGUGAGAAUGUCUUUCAUGGAAAUAGUGAUGAAUCUUCUCCAGCUUAUGCCUUGUAUGUGAAAGGUGUUCAAUAUGGAUCUUUUGGAUUAGCUGGUUUUGCAGGAUCGAGUAUCAUCUUCUCUCUUAUAUUACCUUCAUUGACUCACAAAUUAGGAUUCAAAUGGACGUUCUUUAUUGGUCAACUUUCAUUGGCAUUAUGUUUAGGUUCCACACUCUUCGUUACCAACAAAAUUCUUGCGUUAUUAGUCAUUACUGCGUUUGGAUUUCCAUGGGCAGUGAAUGGAACCAUUCCAUUUGCCAUUGUUGCAACCAUUGCUAAAAAACAUGAAAAAGGAACUUAUAUGGGAUUAUUGAAUAUCUUUAUUGUGGUACCUCAAUUGGUCAUGAGUUCGGUUGGACCUCUCAUUUCCUAUAUUUCACAUGGAAAUGUAGCUUGGACAUUGAUGGUCGGAGCCAUCAGUGUUCUUGUAUCGAGUGGAUUGAUUUAUUUCUUGAUCAUCCCAAAGAAGAUUGAGAGACGAAGGAAGAAAGGAGGAAUGGGUUUUGGAGGUGGAGGAGGUGGACAUUAA